AAUAAAAUAAAAUAGAGCUAAAGUGUCCACAGUUAAAUCAAUGGAGAGAUCGUUUGUGACACAAGCAGCAGUAUCAUCGUCGUCAUCACUCACUAGCGAAACUCGACCUUCUUCCUUCAAUGGUCGCUCUCUUCGUCCGCUGAAUCCGAUCUCUCCUUCUCUGUUUCUUCCUGUAAUUAGUUCCUCCGCUCUCGUCCUCAAGAGCACUCUCAGAAGGAAGGGAAACAAAUCUUUAGUUAGGAUGACUGGAGAUAGCUUGGAAACUGUAGAGAUGGCUUCAAAGGAUAUGAUUUUCGAGCCGAUUUUGGAGCACGGAGUUUUCCGGUUUGAUUGUUCUGUGGAGCAUAGGAAGGCUGCAUUUCCUAGUGUUUCAUUUAAGAACAGCAAAGACCGGGAAGUUCCAAUUGUGAGUCACAGUGUUCCAGCAUAUAUUCCUACUUGUGAUUGUCUUCAGGACCAACAACAAGUUGUCACUUUUGAGUUUUCUCCUGGCACGUCGUUUUAUGGGACGGGAGAAGUUAGUGGUCAGUUGGAGAGAACAGGGAAACGGGUUUUUACUUGGAACACUGAUGCUUGGGGAUAUGGCUCUGGAACCACUUCGUUAUACCAGUCACAUCCUUGGGUACUAGUUGUCCUUCCCACUGGAGAAACACUAGGGGUUCUUGCUGAUACAACACGAAAGUGUGAGAUUGAUCUAAGAAAUGAGGGAAUCAUAAGAAUUAUCUCCCCAACAUCAUAUCCAAUAAUCACAUUUGGUCCAUUCUCCUCGCCUACUGCUGUGUUGGAGUCCCUGUCGCACGCCAUUGGAACGGUUUUUAUGCCUCCAAAGUGGGCCUUAGGCUACCACCAAUGCCGUUGGAGUUAUAUGUCUGACAAGCGAGUAGCCGAGAUCGCUCAAACAUUUCGUGACAAGAAAAUUCCUUCUGACGUGAUAUGGAUGGAUAUUGACUACAUGGAUGGUUUUCGUUGUUUCACAUUCGACAAGGAGCGUUUCCCGGAUCCAAAUGCUUUGGCGAAAGAUCUCCAUAAUAAUGGUUUCAAAGCGAUCUGGAUGCUUGACCCUGGAAUAAAGCAGGAGGAAGGUUAUGUCUAUGAUAGUGGGAGUAAAAAUGAUGUUUGGAUUAGCCGAGCAGAUGGGAAGCCAUUUAUUGGUGAAGUAUGGCCUGGGCCUUGUGUUUUCCCUGACUAUACAAAUUCCAAAACACGCUCUUGGUGGGCUAAUUUGGUUAAGGAAUUUGUUUCAAAUGGUGUUGAUGGUAUAUGGAAUGAUAUGAAUGAGCCAGCUGUUUUCAAAGUCGUGACAAAGACGAUGCCUGAGAACAAUAUUCACCGUGGAGAUGACGACCUUGGAGGUGUUCAAAACCACUCACACUACCACAAUGUCUAUGGGAUGCUGAUGGCAAGAUCAACUUAUGAAGGGAUGGAGCUAGCUGAUAAGAAUAAGCGACCUUUUGUAUUGACAAGAGCUGGAUUCAUAGGUAGCCAGAGAUAUGCUGCGACUUGGACAGGAGAUAACCUUUCAAACUGGGAGCAUCUACAUAUGUCUAUAUCCAUGGUCCUUCAGCUGGGGCUUAGUGGUCAGCCCUUAUCAGGGCCAGAUAUCGGUGGCUUUGCUGGCAAUGCAACUCCGCGGCUAUUUGGACGUUGGAUGGGUGUUGGAGCUAUGUUUCCAUUCUGUCGUGGUCAUUCUGAGGCUGGCACUGAUGACCAUGAACCAUGGUCUUUCGGAGAAGAGUGCGAGGAAGUCUGUCGUGCCGCAUUGAAGAGGCGUUACCAACUUCUACCACAUUUUUACACCUUGUUUUACAUAGCCCAUACAACUGGUGCUCCAGUUGCAGCUCCAAUCUUUUUCGCUGAUCCUAAAGAUUCCCGGCUAAGGACUGUUGAAAACGGCUUUCUUUUGGGUCCACUUCUUAUAUAUGCAAGCACUUUGUCUAGUCAGGGAUCACAUGAGCUGCAGCACAUAUUGCCCAGAGGAAUUUGGCUUAGGUUUGAUUUGAAGAUUCACAUCCGGAUUUACCAACAUUAUAUUUACAAGAUAACAAGGUAUUAUAUAGUGAGAGGGAAAGCUAAAGGACUCUUGUUCGAGGAUGAUGGAGAUGGAUAUGGCUACACUAACGGCAGAUUUCUAGUUACACACUACAUUGCUGAGCGGCAUUCUUCCACUGUCACUGUCAAGGUUUCAAAAACUGAAGGAGACUGGCAGAGGCCGAACCGCCGUAUUCAUGUCCAAUUAUUACUAGGAGGUGGUGCAAUGCUUGAUGCUUGGGGAAUGGAUGGAGAGAUUAUCGACAUUAAGGUGCCUUCAGAAAGUGGAGUUUCAGAUUUAAUAUCCACAAGCAAUGAGCGCUUUAAACUUCAUAUGGAAAAUACAAAGCUGAUACCUGAGAAGGAAGUGCUACCUGGACAAAAGGGAAUGGAACUUUCAAAGGAGCCAGUUGAGUUAUACAGUGGCGAUUGGAAACUUAAUAUAGUUCCCUGGAUUGGUGGAAGGAUAUUGUCUAUGACACAUGUUCCCUCAGGAAUUCAAUGGCUUCAUAGCAGGAUAGAUAUCAAUGGUUAUGAGGAGUAUAGUGGUACUGAGUACCGGUCAGCUGGAUGUACUGAGGAAUAUAAUGUCAUUGAGAGGGAUUUGGAGCAUGCAGGAGAGGAGGAAUCUCUGAUCCUAGAAGGUGAUGUAGGUGGUGGACUGGUUCUUCGGCGUAAAAUAAGUAUACCUAAAGAAAAUCCCCGAGUUUUUCAGAUUGCCUCUAGCAUUGAAGCCCGUAGUGUUGGUGCUGGUUCUGGUGGAUUUUCAAGGCUGGUAUGCUUAAGAGUCCAUCCAACUUUCACUCUUUUGCAUCCAACUGAAUCGUUUGUCUCAUUCACGUCGAUUGAUGGUUCAAAGCAUGAAGUUUGGCCAGAUUCUGAAGAGCAAAUAUAUGAAGGGAACAACCUCCCACAUGGUGAAUGGAUACUGGUGGACAAGAGCCUCAAUCUACGGCUAUUAAACAGGUUCGAUGUUAGUCAGGUCUUCAAAUGUAUUGUCCACUGGGACUGUGGAACCGUUAACUUGGAGCUAUGGUCUGAAGACCGACCUGUUUCUAAAGAAUCUCCUCUCAAAAUAGAGCAUGAAUACGAAGUCUCAAGUUUCCCAUAAAUAUGUCUGCACAUUUCUGUUUUGACUACUUGGGUUGUCCAUUAUAAAUGCAUAAAUAAGUGAAUGAACAGUCGUGUUUUAG
This is a messenger RNA of Arabidopsis arenosa, 3221 nucleotides long. The record is from the annotation of a GenBank genome assembly. Lineage: Eukaryota; Viridiplantae; Streptophyta; Magnoliopsida; Brassicales; Brassicaceae.